UUCAAUUCCGGAAAUGACCGAGUGGCGGAAAUAUGACGCCCUCUGACGAGUUUGCUGGAAUUCGUUCUUUCUUUCGUGGGCCCCUCAACAGAAAGAGGAAUAACAAUGGCGGACGCAGCUCCAGCCGCUCGUGGUGGUUUCCGUGGAGGUUUUGGUAAUCGUGGAGGGGCAGGCGACCGAGGAGGUCGUGGAGGUCGAGGUGGUCGUGGUCGUGGACGAGGCCGAGGCCGUGGACGUGGAAAGGAGGACCAGAAGGAAUGGAUCCCAGUUACUAAGCUUGGACGUCUGGUGAGAGAUGGCAAGAUCCGCUCCCUCGAGGACAUCUACCUUUUCUCCCUACCCAUCAAGGAGUACGAGAUAAUUGAUCAGUUCAUUGGGCCAUCUCUCAAGGAUGAGGUGCUCAAGAUCAUGCCUGUUCAGAAGCAAACUCGUGCUGGUCAGCGUACUCGUUUCAAGGCUUUCGUAGCAAUUGGAGACAGCAACGGGCACAUUGGUCUCGGUGUUAAGUGCUCAAAGGAAGUAGCAACUGCUAUUCGUGGUGCAAUUAUCCUGGCCAAGCUUUCAGUCGUUCCAGUACGUCGUGGAUACUGGGGUAACAAGAUUGGUAAGCCCCACACUGUACCCUGCAAGGUCACAGGCAAGUGUGGAUCAGUCCAGGUGCGACUGAUCCCUGCCCCCAGAGGUACUGGCAUUGUCUCAGCUCCAGUCCCCAAAAAACUCCUCCAGAUGGCUGGUAUUGAGGACUGCUACACAUCAGCACGUGGAUCUACCUGCACACUUGGUAAUUUCGCCAAGGCAACCUACGCUGGCAUUGCCAAGACCUAUGCUUAUCUCACCCCAGACCUGUGGAAGGAUAUGCCUCUAUCUGAGGCUCCUUACCAAGAACACGCUGACUGGCUGUCCAAGAAUCACAGACCCGUUACCAACCAGCGGUCUGCUGAAGUUGUCUCAUAAUUUUUAAUAAAGUCACACUGGAGACCAUAA
Fopius arisanus is the source of this 984-nucleotide messenger RNA. RefSeq names its product 40S ribosomal protein S2 (gene RpS2). Gene Ontology annotation, cellular component: ribosome; cytosolic small ribosomal subunit. Gene Ontology annotation, molecular function: structural constituent of ribosome; RNA binding. The transcript has 3 exons. The record is from RefSeq and is a predicted model, not a curated record. Bases 106 to 954 code for a protein of 282 amino acids. Gene Ontology annotation, biological process: translation. NCBI's taxonomy places the organism in Eukaryota, Metazoa, Arthropoda, Insecta, Hymenoptera, Braconidae.